Molecule: messenger RNA, 1080 nt
Organism: Episyrphus balteatus (marmalade hoverfly)
Lineage: Eukaryota; Metazoa; Arthropoda; Insecta; Diptera; Syrphidae
Exons: 1
Coding region: 1-1080 (359 amino acids)
Source: RefSeq, a predicted model, not a curated record
AUGACCUCGAACGAUGAAAAGAAUCCUCUUUCAAGCAUAAAUGUUUUUGUACUGAAAAAAUCUAUAGAUUCGAUAAGUAAAGAAUAUGAAAGUAUUUCUCAGCUUCGUGAUGGAAGCAUACUAAUUCUCACUAAAAACAAAAGAAUUGCUGAUAAAUUUAAGGCGGUUACUAAAAUAACUGAUAAUUGCCCAGUUACAGUGAAAUAUCACGAUCGUCUUAACUCCUGUAAAGGAAUCGUGUUCGCUCCGAUACUUAUUAAUGUGCCAGAAAAAGAAAUUGUUGAUGAAAUGGCUACACAAGGAAUUACAGCAGUAUACAAGUUUACCAAAAAUAUUGAAGGUAAGCAGCGUCCCACGGGACUGAUGCUUUUCACCUUUGAUUUGUAUAAACCACCUCCAACUGUCGAAAUGGGCUUUUAUAGAGAAAAGGUUAAGGAAUACAUCCCUAACCCGAUGCGUUGUCGCAAAUGUCAAAUACUUGGUCAUACAAUUAAAUGGUGCACCAGAGAAGAAGUUUGUGCUACUUGCAAUCUCCAACCACAUGAUAAUGCCCCUGAGAGCUGCACACGUGUUAUGUGUGCAAACUGCCCCCAAACGGAAGAACCACAUCCAUCUUCAUCCAAUAAAUGCCCCAAAUACAUUAAAAAUAAAGACAUUCUAACAAUAAAGACAAGAAAUAAAUGCAGUAUGGCUGAAGCCAGACUCUUAUAUUAUAACCUCAAACCAAACCAAGAAAAUUUCAACAUAACCUCCUUCAAUGAAAAAGCAAAAACAGGUAACAUCUCUGCUUUAGAUAAUGCCAUUUCACUUGAAAAGCGCAAAACAAUCGUAUCUACCUCUCACUCUAACGUACAAUCCUCCUCUUCAUCUUCUCUUAAAACUCAUUCUUCCUCUUCUCUCCUUAGUACAUCAAAUUUGCCACCAAAAUCAUCAACGAAUGUUCAAAAUAACCUUUCUGAUAAACACAGCACAAAUAAUUUAAUCCACAAAACCUCUAAUAACUAUAUCUCUAAACCCGCUUCAACCGUAAAUAAAAACAACGAAAACACAAACUCAAUUACUCUUAAAAAUAACAACUAA